AUGGAGCAUCUGAAUAAUGAAAAUUUGAUGGUAAAUGAAUUAAUUGAGGAAAGAACAGGUUGGUGGAAGAUUGAUGUAGUUAGAGCUCUCUUUGAUCCAAGGUUGGCAAAUCUGAUUUUGAAGAUUAAUAUCUGUUUAUCUGAAGAAGACUCUUGGUUUUGGACUUCGGAAAGAAGUGGUUCAUACUCCGUUAAGAGUGGUUAUAAGGUCUUACAAUGGGAAGCUUCUCAGAUUCUUGGUGAAGGGUCUAGAGGUGAACAAAUUUUGAAAUUCUGGAAGUCCUUAUGGCAAUUGAAGAUUCUCCAUAAAAUGAAGAUAUUUGCAUGGAGGGCUUGCCACGAUUACUUGCCUACUUUCCAGAACUUGAGACAAAGGAAGAUAAAAGAUGAGGAUAGAUGUGUUUUUUGUCAUCUGUGUUUUGAAGAUACAGCCCAUGCAUUAUUUUUCUGCCCUAUGAUUCAUGAUGUGUAUAUGCAGUAUUUACCAUCUUUGCAAACUUUAAACUCCCCUUUAUCUAUUUGGGAUGUAGUGUUGCAUAUUAGUGAUAAGGGUGGUCUUGAAAUGCUUACUACUUUUUUUGUUAUUUGCUGGGCUUUAUGGUACCGAAGGAACCAGUUUUUGUAUGAAAAGGUGGUGCAUCCUUGUUCAACAGUGAUUAAUAAUGCCCUUUCGAUGCAAUCAGUUUACAAACAAGUGCAAGAUCUUGAUGGGGUUAGCAAGCAAGUAAAUACGGUGCUUAGUUGGUCUCCAUCCCCACCGGGCUUCCUGAAAUUAAACGUGGAUGGUGCUAUAUUUCCUGAUCAUCAUAAGGCAGGUAUUGGGAUCAUACUUCGGGAUGAAAAAGGUGAUGUGAUUGCUGCUUGUAGUAAGUUAGAAGGUGAUGUUGCUUCUCCCGAAUUUAUUGAGGCCACUGCUUUGCUGAGGGGUUUACAAUUUUGUGCUCAAUGGGGUGUUCCAAAAUUGGUUCUGGAAACAGAUUGUUUGAUUCUUGUCAAUGCAUUGCAAUCCCAAACUAAUUUUCUCACUGAUUUUGCAUUUCUCUUAAAUGAUAUUAGUCGUAUGAUGAGGGGCUUCCAAGAAGUGCAGAUUUUACAUGUUAACAGGUUGGGUAAUAUUGUAGCUCACCAAUUAGCAAGAAAUGCAUGGAAUGUUGAGGAUAUUGUAAUGUGGUGGGGCUCUUGUCCUUCUUUUGUAUCACAAGCCGUAUGGCUUAAUAGAAACAAUGUUAUGUAA
Molecule: messenger RNA, 1233 nt
Organism: Juglans regia (Persian walnut)
Lineage: Eukaryota; Viridiplantae; Streptophyta; Magnoliopsida; Fagales; Juglandaceae
Exons: 1
Coding region: 1-1233 (410 amino acids)
Molecular function (GO): nucleic acid binding; RNA-DNA hybrid ribonuclease activity
Source: RefSeq, a predicted model, not a curated record